UCAAAGGCAACAGGGAGUCAAGACAUGGCGCGAGUUCGUUAUUUUCAAUUUUUUUGGUCUGUCUGUCCCUGUCUUGUAAUCAAUGUAGUGUUAACUGUUUUUGAGGGUUACUCAUAACCAGCAAAUUCAAACAUUGAGUUUACAAUAUUAUAUGAGCUUAUGUUACUGUCAGUGAUUGAUUCAUUAACUUAAUUUAAAUGCAGUAACAGCUGGGCUGAAUGAUUUGUUCUCGCAAUGGAUUUUUGCUUUUGGGUUAUUCUGUAACUAGUAACAGCUCAGUUCAUUUCGUUUAUAAUGAAUAAAGUACUAGUUUCAAGUACACCACAUCCGAAGAGAAAUCACCAUCGUUUUACUGAUCUUUUUGAUGAUGAUCCAGUAUCUCCCAUCACUCAGCUUGACAACAACCCGGUUCAUAAACAACCUGUUAAAAUUUGUAUAUCAAAGGUAAAAUCUGUAAAGCAAGUCACAAGGAAAAAUCCGGUUUUACCACAGAAUAAGAAGAAUGAAGAAUGUGCCAGCAGUGCUGUACUCAGGGAACUGGGAGCUGUUGGAAAGACACACAGGAUGCUGCUCUCUCAUUCCCGCAAUUUGUAUAACAUGUAUCCUGAGUUAAUUAUUGUUGAUUCAGAUGAAGAUGAUACAGAAGCAUCAUCUCCCAUUGACAAACCGCAGGUGAAAAAAAUGAAAAGGGUUACUAAAUCAAAUGCUAAAACAGGUACUAGUGCAGAAGACUCAUCCAUCAAACAACGUGCAAAUUCCAAUCCAGAACUGAAUGGAAAAGACAGACCACAAAGGAGAGGAGCUUCAAAGGUUUCAGAUAAAACAAUACCACUCGGUACUGUAAACCAAGGACCUCCUCUAGAUUGUUCUGAAAACAUCCCGGCUACAAAAACAAAGAAAAUUGUAAAAAAGAGUAGAAAAGCCCCAAUUUCAAAAGAUUCUUCCACAAUUGUCAUAAACAGUGGAGAUGAAAGCAAAUUAUCUCGGGACUCUGUACUAGAUAAUGUGAUGUGCAGUCAAAAGAAACAGUGUAUAAAGUUGCCAAUAAUCGAAGAUUUGUCUGAAGAAGAAAUAAUUACAUUUACUCCCAGGAGGAUAAAAAGUAAUAAGAACAAAAUUGAUACAGCAGUCACUGUAGAAGAAAGCAAUAGCAAUGUAGAUAAGGUAGAAAACAAUCUUGAAAAUAUGAGUGAAAUUGUUAAUACAGUUCAACAAUGUGAUAAAAAGCUACCUCCCAGAAGAUGCAAGAAAAUUACGGAAAUUGCACAAGUUGACAAAAAAAUAGAACAUCCUAAAAAUGAUAAUAAUUGCAUGGAAAAUUCUUUUCCCAAAGGAUGUGUUUCUCAUUUCAAGGACGUAGUUUUCAAACAUAGCAUGCACACUGGAGGCAUUACUGCAAAUUGCCUUAAAACUGAGAAGCUGAACUUUGGAUAUAUCGAAGUCACGGGAGUUUUUGAAGGAAAACGUUCAAAUAUUACGUUUACCGUGCUGGAAGGUGAAGUAGUCGCGACCUGGAUGGGAGCCUCACAAAAACUAUCACCUGGAGAUAUUCUUCAUGUCAACACAGAUUCAGGAUACAAAUUCCAAAAUGUGGGGGACAACAGUUACGCCCGUCUACUGUACAUCAAAGAAAAUCAUCCAUAACCUUAUAAAAUAUACAGUAUAUAUUAGUCUUCUGGUCAACCACUGUAGUUCUUUUAAUGUCAAUUGUAACAUUAUUUAAUAAUUUUGUACAUUUUAUUCAUAAACUAUUAAGAUUUUAUGUAA
This is a messenger RNA of Homalodisca vitripennis (glassy-winged sharpshooter), 1767 nucleotides long. RefSeq lists its product as uncharacterized. NCBI's taxonomy places the organism in Eukaryota, Metazoa, Arthropoda, Insecta, Hemiptera, Cicadellidae. The record is from RefSeq and is a predicted model, not a curated record. Bases 295 to 1644 code for a protein of 449 amino acids. The transcript is spliced from 10 exons.